AUUUAAAUAUAAAUAUUUCAUGUUUUCUUAUAUGAAUAUUUGUAUAUGCAGGUCGUUUUUAAUUGCAUCUGUCACAUAUUUUCCUAAAUCAUAAACCCAGAAAAGCUGAGUCACGUCACAUCAUUGUUCAGAAAUAAGCUGGUGGAGUCGUGGUUUAACUUGUUUGCCAAGUAAAUAAAAUGAACAUGGAGACGAGGCAUUAUGUUGGUUUUUCGACGUAUUUAAAACAUUAAAAAGAGUAUUGUAGCGACCUUACACGAUUAAUGGCGAAGACCAAAUAGAGACUAUUGCUAUACACUAGCGCUGGUAUUGUUAGCAUUCUUGUAAAACAUGCCCAGUUUAGUUAUACUUUUGGGUAAACAACUGUAAACGCCUGGAGGGAAAAUUCCGCCCAACCCUAUAGUUGAAGAGACUGAUGUGACUAACACAGUCCGGUCCUGAAUUUCAGAGAUUAAGCUUGUUGAUGGAAUCGAAGUAACUUUUGAUUUUAAGAAAAGCUUUAUCUCUAUUAGCUAUCUGUAAUCCGUUGUUGAUACUUGGGAUUGGUUGAAGCCCAGGAUCUACGCAUCAGAUAUAUAUUUAUAUUUCCAGCGGCAUCAUCGAGUAACGUGCUUUGGUUAGAUCAUGAGUGUUGUGGGAUCCAGUCUGUCAGGCGAGCAGGAGAGGAAGCUGUUGUCUCUAUUCAACAAUGUUAGACUCCACCUGCUUUACAAAGCCAGCGUCCAUGGAUACAUGCAUCAAGCCUUUCACAACCGCUGUGAUGGACAAGGACCCACCAUUCUCGUGGCUUACAACAAGACUGGGUUCAUUUUUGGAGGAUACAUCAGUAAGGACUAUGCCGGGUCCAGAAUAGAGAUCCACGAUGACCAAGCCUUUCUUUACAGUAUCACAAACCAGAGGGAUAAGCCAUUGUGUGUGUUCAGCUCCAAUGGCCGGUAUGGUUUCAUAGAUGGAGACUAUGGUCUGAAUGUCGGUGUCUUGUGGUUUCUGAAUAAUAACACAGCCACAGUUCAACAAUUGCCAGGGAACAGCUACAUCUUUGAGCCAGAAGAGAUGCAUGGCAAUGAUCUGCAGCUGACAGAGUGUGAGGUGUACCGAGUUGAGCAACGUGGCGACAUACUAGAGAAGCCAUGGAGGAAUAUCAACUGGGAAGGAUUUAGUACCAAACAGCGUCUAAUGGACUACAUUCAGAACUACAAGCCUGAGGUGAACUCAGUGGUCCAAGCCAGAGUUCUCCUGGUAGGUCCAGUCGGGGCUGGAAAGUCCAGCUUCUUCAACUCCAUCAACUCUGUCUUCAAAGGACAUGUCACUGGGCCGGCCAACAGCGGCAGUGCAGGCACCAGCCUGACCACGCAGUUCCGUACCUACAACAUCAAGGCGGGGCAGGACAGGAGUGCUCUUCCUCUGGUUCUGUGCGACACCAUGGGCCUGGAGGAAGGACUUGGUGCUGGUCUGGACAUAGAUGACAUCACCAGUGUCCUGAAAGGCCAUAUACAAGACCGAUAUCAGUUUAACCCAUCCACGUCUAUCCAGAGUGACAGCUCCUUCUUCUGUAAGUCGCCCAGCCUGAAGGACAGGAUCCACUGUGUAGUUUACGUACUGGAUGCCUGCAAGAUCUCUCUCAUCUCUGCAAAGAUGGUGGACAAGUUCACUGCAAUCCGCAAGAUCGUCAACAAGCAGGGAGUGCCCCUGCUGGUCCUGUUAACUAAGGUGGAUGAAGCCUGUCCUCUAGUAAAAGAAGACCUGACCAACAUCUACAUCAGCCACUACAUAGAGAAGAUGAUCCGUGAGGUGAGCUUGUGUAUCGGUGUGUCCCAGUCAUGUGUUGUGCCGGUGAAGAACUACAGUCGUGAAUUUGAGUUGGACGUGAAUACUGACAUCCUGCUGCUCUCUGCCGUGGUCCAGAUGCUUCGGUACACUGACGACUACUUUGAUGACCUCUAUCAGGCUGGGGACCAGAGGCCAGAGACGCCCGAUUCUUGAGAAACUAGCACUGUGGGAAUGAUGGGAGUCAUUUACUUAUACCAUAAAAACAAAUUAAUUAAAUACAAGACAAUUCCGCAAAGAACUGAAUUUAAAUCUAACACAGUUACAUUAUAUUUAUAACAUGGUAAUAUGGUACAUUUGCAAGGGGGGCUGUAACUGUUGUUGGGUGUCAGGCCAAGAAAGUCAUAUGUCAUUUCAGGAGUGGUGAAUGUAAUGAAGGCUUAGAUAGGGUUAUAGUGAUCUGCAAAAGACAUGGCUCUCAACCAUAGCGAUAUGUCAUGCUAAACGUGUAUGAACGUAUUUAUGAAUGUGCCUCUGUGUAACUUUGUUAAGUCAUACCUUAUAGUCAGGUUUCUACUCAGCUGUUAAUUUAAACUCUUUUGGAUGCUCAAAUGAACAAUAUCUCUAUUAUCACAGAAUAUGAGGUCAAUCUGCAAGUCAUUCUGAAAUGAAUUAAAUCUUUGUUAGAAGCCAAUGAGUUUUAUCUAGAAAGCAGAUUUCUCUUGGGUGUUCUUAUGUCAACGAAACAGAGGUAAUGGUUAAAUUAAUCAUCUGUACGUUCAGACAAAUGUGGUCUAUCUGGGUUUGAACCAGUGUUACAUUUGAGUGUGCAUGUUACAUUUGAAUCCUGUACCCAAUUAUAGCAAAGACCAUUAUGAUACAAAACAAGGUAUGAACAGAGAUUCAAUCCAAGGGAGGUUUUGAGAAAAUUCUAGAACCAUACUAGAUAUUUCCCAAAGGUGUGUCUUGUCAGAUUGCUUUGGCAUCUGUUCAAUCUGCUCUGUCUUAGUCAAUAAGCAUCUCAUAAUAUAGAAGCUAAUGUGACCUUUAAAUAGACCUCUGUGAUAGCUGGUUAUACAUUUACUUUAGUUCAUUGCACUUACAAUUUUCUCUGGAAACCAAAUGACUAAAAUGUACAUGUAAAAAUAAAUACUUAUUAAAUGUUA
This is a messenger RNA of Esox lucius (northern pike), 2933 nucleotides long. RefSeq names its product interferon-induced protein 44-like. NCBI's taxonomy places the organism in Eukaryota, Metazoa, Chordata, Actinopteri, Esociformes, Esocidae. The transcript is spliced from 9 exons. The record is from RefSeq and is a predicted model, not a curated record. Bases 625 to 1983 code for a protein of 452 amino acids.